AUGUCUCCAACUCUGAUGAACACCUCGAUGCACAUGGCAUCCAGCCUACGCACGACCCCUCCCUCCGACUUUCUCGACCGUCAUGAAUAUGGCGUAAUUAAGAAUCGCACGAAACCCGCCUCCACCGGCGGCGGCCGCGCAUGGAGCGAAGAAGAAGAAGUCUACCUGCUCCAAACACGCCUCCAAAAGAUGCCUUAUAAGCACAUCGCUGCGCACCUCAAGAAGACCGAGCUCGCCUGCCGCCUGCACUACCACCAGCUCUCGCACGGCUCCAACCGCCGCAAGCGCACAGCCUCCAUGUCCUCUGCAGCUUCGACAGCUUGUCUCUCCCCACCGCCCCCAACAAUCCCUUCCCCUAUCCGCGAACGCCCUAUCUCGCCACCAUCAUACUCUACAUCCCCCACCCCAACUACGCCCCUCAUCACCCUUCCCCGCCUCCUCCCUCCCGUCGCCAUCCUCCCCAAACCAUCCCCCGCCACCACCACUCCACUCACCCAGCACGCACCCCCACCCCAGGCUGCACUCCGCCUCAACUGCUCCGUCGCUGCCUCCGCAAUGACGCCGAAUGACAUCGACAAAGAACGUCUGCGCCGCAUCUACGACAACCAUCGCGCGGCCUUCUGGUACGCCAUUGCGGCCGAGUACGGCGCACAGGCACCGCCCGCGCUGCUCGAGGAAGUGUGGCGUAGGGGUGGAUGGUGUGCGCCGCCUACACCAUGUGGGAGCCCUGAGGGGGACGUCCGCGAUACGACAGAGAAGAGGAGGUCCAGCAUUAGUGAUUUGUUGGGCAUCGAUGCGAGUCCCAGAAGUCCAAGGGAAAGGGAGCUGAUUAAGCGGUUGGAGGAGGAGGGAAGGAUGGAGAUGGUUUAG
Molecule: messenger RNA, 870 nt
Organism: Pseudogymnoascus verrucosus
Lineage: Eukaryota; Fungi; Ascomycota; Leotiomycetes; Thelebolales; Thelebolaceae
Exons: 2
Coding region: 1-870 (289 amino acids)
Source: RefSeq, a predicted model, not a curated record